Messenger RNA from Exophiala aquamarina CBS 119918, 1497 nucleotides. RefSeq lists its product as uncharacterized. The transcript has a single exon. The coding region runs from base 1 to 1497 and encodes 498 amino acids. NCBI's taxonomy places the organism in Eukaryota, Fungi, Ascomycota, Eurotiomycetes, Chaetothyriales, Herpotrichiellaceae. The record is from RefSeq and is a predicted model, not a curated record.
AUGACCGAAUUGUCGGAACUGGAUCUGCAAAACUGCCAGGGGAUCUACAACAUUGACUCAGAUUGCACUAUUCUGGGUUUUGGCUCUGGCACUGGCACUCAUCCUCAGCUCCUACACGAACCAAAAUGUACAUGUGGGGCACCAUGUCCAUCAGUGCAUCGAUAUUCCGAUGUGGCAAAGCUUCUCAAUUUCUCAAGGACGUUAGACCUUCUCCUAGCAAAGUUGGGGCGAAAGCUCAAGAACUUCGCCAAGUCUACUGACUUCUUCCAAAAAUCACUCUCCAACAGUCGAGAAAAUUUCAUGUCUGAAAUCCGGCCAAACCCCCUAGCAGCCACUGCCAACACUCAACUUCUUCUCCGACGUCACAGAGAUGUCAUUAACCUGCAUCGUCAGAUUGGAAGAUUCAGAGAUGAGGUCGUUGUUCCAGUCGAGCAGAGCUUACAGGACUUACACAAUGCAAUUCCUCAAUUUGUACCACGUUAUGUCACAUUGUUCCGUUCCCGUUUUGACAUCCUGGAGUACAGAGCAAUGGUAGUUCGGAUUGCUGAUGAUCUGAAAUUAGCAAACCACCUCCUGAAAUUGGCGGACCCCUCCAGAAGCGUACAGCGGCAAGGACUGAAGAUGCUGCAGUUCGUAUGCAAGCAGUCUCUUGCGUGCAUGGUGUAUUGUCAAGAUGCUUUGUCUAAUGAUGUUGCUGCCUCAGCUCCACCUGUGGCAGCUGAGUUGCGUUUACAGAACGCCCAAUUUUUCAUUCUCGCUAAAGCGUCUGGCUUGAAACUCUCAUCUUUGGGCUACGGCGAUACUUGCCCCCCUUCACCCAUUCCGACUGAAGCUGUACACAACAGCUUGCUCAAGAUUAUGGAGGAAGUAGGUCCUGCUUUCCACGGUCGAAAUGCAUUUGUGUCGACUGCAAAAGCAUUUCAAGAUUACAUUUCGUCUUCGGACACCAAUGAAACAACCAUCCUUCCUAUGAUCACCAAUGACUCAUCUCGCCAGAUUGAGAAGUCUUGGGGCAAUCAUGAGCUGGGUGCACUAACGACAUGUGUGCACAGCCACAUAUAUUCGAAGAGAAGCUUUCCAGCGGGCUGCGCAGAUUGCGGAUUAUCACGGCCCCCUACUCCCAGAAUCUCAGAAAAGUUCAACACCUUCCGCGAAGCUGAAUUCCUGAAAACUAUUCAUGCGUUGUCGGCCAGGACUUAUGGGUCUACUCCCAAUCGGUUGGAAGAAAAGUUUGAGGCCAACGCAGUCGACGAAGCCUUAUCCUUGGGAGCCUGCCAAUCGCCGAAACCGGAUAAGAGUAAUCUUGUUCGAUCCCCAGUCUCAGAGCAUGUCAUGGAAGUCAAACAGGAGGCGGUCGAUCAGGUGCUGUCAAAUUUGGGCGACAGAGACAGAAAAGAUCUCGAGAACAGCGAGCAGAAGGAGUUCAUAACCCGAGACCAGAAGGAUCUCGAGAAUAGGAAGAAAUUCCUCGCAGCCUUGCACAAGAUGGGGAUAUGA